UUUUUUUUCUUUCUCAUCAUGUUAACAAUUCAUGGCACAUUAUGCAUUGCUUCAUGAUCAAGCAAUAUAAUGUUAUAAUGUUUUAAUAAUGGAAUUGAAUGGAAUGAGGAUGAAGGCCUUGUUGGUCUCUCACAUUUUAUUAUGCACAAGUUUUCUACUACUACCACCACAUGUUCAAUGUGCAGAUAAAGAUGAUUCUGUUGCACCUUCAUUUUACACACAAGAAAUCUACAAAGAGCUUGAAGGUCUUACUACCGCUUUAACAAAAGACAUUAAGGCAGAUUUAGACUUCUGCAUUAAGGAUGUGAGGAAAGACUGGGAGGAAGCCUUUGAUUUUAAGGGAAAGUUGGAUUUUGUGGAUGCUUGUGUUAAGCAAAAAGGUGAUUUUAGAGAUAGAAUAUGUACUACUGCUGAAGUGAGGUACUACUUUCACAGUUAUUUCCAGCAGGGAGGCUCAUCUGCUGCCAGUUACGUAAAACCUAACAAAAAUUGCAACUUGACUUCAUGGUUGUCUGGUUGUGAACCUGGUUGGAGUUGUAGUGCUGACCAGAAAAUUGAUCUCAAAAAGGAUAUAAAGGAGAUUCCAUCUAGAGUCAGUGAUUGUCAACCUUGUUGUGAAGGGUUUUUCUGCCCUCAGGGACUGACUUGCAUGAUAACAUGUCCACUUGGGUCUUAUUGUCCACUUGCAAAACUGAAUCAAACAACUGGAGUAUGCGAUCCAUAUAGUUACCAAAUUCCUGCAGGAGAUACAAAUCAUACUUGUGGCAGUGCUGAUAUUUGGUCUGGUGUUGUGAACAAUAGUGAUAUCUUCUGUUCUCCAGGAUCAUAUUGUCCAUCUCCGACACGCAAAGUUUCUUGCGAUAAAGGAUAUUACUGCAGGAUGGGUUCAACUCAUCAAAAUCCAUGCUCCAAGCUGAGUAGCUGUAAUCCAAAAACAGCAACACAAAAUAUGCAUGCUUACGGCGCUUUGAUUAUUGUUGCUAUGAGUACUCUUCUGAUCUUCAUGUAUAACUUUUCUGAUCAAGUGCUAGCUACUAGAGAAAGAAGGAAGGCAAAAUCAAGAGAAGCUGCAGCGAAACACGUAAGAGAAACGGUACAAGCUCGCGAAAGAUGGAAAACAGCAAGAGAAUUGGCUAAGAAAAGUUCAUCAGGAUUGCAAAAACAGUUGUCUCGAACCUUCUCGCGCAAGAAAUCCGGGAAGCAAGGUGAUCUAGUUCUAUCAGAUUCAUCAAGCCAACCUGAGCAGUCGUCGAAAUCCAAAGAUAAGGAGCCUAGUAAUCUUACUAAAAUGAUGCACUCCAUUGAGGAUGGUGGCCAUGAAGGAUUUGAUUUUCAGAUUGGUGAUAAGAACAUUAAAAAGCAAAUGCCAAAGGGAAAAAACUUACACACUCAUAGCCAAAUUUUAAGGUAUGCUUAUGGUCAAAUUGAGAAGGAGAAAGCUCAACAAGAGCAAAACAAUAACUUGACAUUCUCAGGAAUAAUUUCAAUGGCUGCUGAGGGUGAGAAGGUAAACACAAGGCCUUCAAUUGAGGUAGCUUUCAAAGAUCUAACACUCACUUUGAAAGGUAAAAACAAACAUGUACUGAGGUGUGUGACUGGUAAAAUCAUGCCCGGUCGAGUUUCAGCUGUUAUGGGACCCUCAGGAGCUGGAAAAACUACAUUUCUUUCAGCUUUGGCAGGAAAAACAAGAGGUUGCAAUAUUUCAGGAUCAAUUUUAGUUAAUGGAAAAAAGGAAUCCAUUCACUCUUAUAAGAAAAUUACUGGUUUUGUGCCACAAGAUGAUAUUGUGCAUGGAAACUUGACAGUUGAGGAAAAUCUUCGGUUCAGCGCAAGAUGCAGGCUCCCUGGGGACAUGCCAAAACCGGAUAAGGUUCUGAUUGUUGAAAGAGUGAUCGAGUCCUUGGGACUUCAGCCAGUAAGGGAUUCUCUAGUUGGGACAGUAGAGAAGAGAGGCAUAUCUGGAGGGCAAAGAAAACGUGUAAAUGUAGGACUAGAGAUGGUGAUGGAGCCUUCAUUAUUAAUCUUAGACGAGCCUACAACUGGUUUGGACAGUGCAUCUUCUAGUUUACUUCUUAAAGCGCUUCGCCGUGAAGCUCUUGAAGGAGUAAACAUCUGCAUGGUACUUCACCAACCAAGCUAUACUUUGUUCAGAAUGUUUGAUGAUAUAAUAUUUCUAGCCAAAGGUGGUCUUACUGCAUAUCACGGUCCUGUGAAAAAAGUAGAAGAAUACUUUACUGGCAUUGGAAUUCCGGUACCGGAUCGCGUAAAUCCUCCAGACCAUUUCAUUGAUAUUCUGGAAGGUUUAGAGAAACCAACUUCAGGUGUAACUGUUGAAACACUUCCUGUGAGAUGGAUGCUUCAUAAUGGAUAUUCAGUACCACCAGACAUGCUUCAUUUGGCUGAUCAAAUUGCUGCUCCUUCAUCUGACACAAAAGAAACUAAUGCAUCAAAGGCUAAUGAAGAAGCUUCAGAUCUAUCCUUUUUUGUUGAGUUUUGGGAGGAUUUGAAGAGCAAUAUUAGGAUCCAACGAGAUCACAUAGAAGCAAUCUUUACAAUACAAAAGGACUUAUCUGAACGAGCUACUCCUGGUGUAGCCCGACAAUAUAGAUAUUUCGUUGGCCGGGUUGGCAAGCAGCAGCUGAGAGAAGCAAAGUUACAAGCAGUGGACUAUCUCCUUUUAUUGGUUGCCGGUGCUAUCUUAGGAACACUUACCAAAGUGAAUGAUGAAACAUUUGGGUCCCUUGGUUAUACAUAUACAGUCAUUUCUGUUUCUCUACUUUGUAAGAUUGCAGCUUUGAGAUCAUUUUCUCAGGACAAGUUACAAUACUGGAGAGAAAGUGCAGCUGGAAUAAGCAGUUUAGCCCAUUUUCUCUCCAAAGAUACAAUUGACCUUUUCAGUACAAUCAUCAAACCUGUAGUUUACCUCUCCAUGUUCUAUUUUUUAAGCAAUCCAAGGUCAAGCUUUGGAAGUAAUUACAUAGUUUUGGUUUGUCUUGUGUACUGUGUGACUGGAAUGGCUUAUGCAUUAGCCAUCUUCUUUCAGCCUGGUCCUGCUCAGCUGUGGUCAGUGCUUCUUCCUGUUGUUAUGACUCUCAUUGCCAACCAAAAUAGAGACACUGCAUUUAUGAAGAUCCUAGUACAAUUGUGUUAUCCAAAAUGGGCUCUGGAGGGCUUUAUCAUUGCAAAUGCUGAAAGGUACACUGGGGUAUGGCUGAUAACUCGUUGUGGUUCACUAAUGAGCAGUGGUUAUGAUGUCAAUGCAUGGCAUAUUUGUUUGCUUGUCCUCAUUUUAAAUGGAAUAAUUGCCCGAAUUAUAGCUUUCUUUUGUCUCGUAAUUUCUCAAAGGAAAUGAUUUGGAAUGUGAUAUUUCACAGUUUUGAUCCUCUAAUUGCCUUAAACCUCUACAGCCAAAGAUUGGUUGAUCUUUGCCCGUAGAAAGUGAUACAUAUAUACACCAUAGUUUAUCAAAUGUGAAUGUGAUGAUAGAUUCAGGAAAUUGAGUAGGAUUAGCCUUAUAGGUGUUCUUACCAUUUUAGGUUUUCAUGUAAAGAUGUCGUUAUACUUUUUGCUUACUUGGGUGUAAGUAAAUUUUACUUAGUAUAAAAGAUAUACUAGUAUAGUCUAGAGCUUUCUAAGCACAUUAAACAUUUGCU
Molecule: messenger RNA, 3653 nt
Organism: Cicer arietinum (chickpea)
Lineage: Eukaryota; Viridiplantae; Streptophyta; Magnoliopsida; Fabales; Fabaceae
Product: putative white-brown complex homolog protein 30
Biological process (GO): transmembrane transport
Cellular component (GO): membrane
Molecular function (GO): ATP binding; ABC-type transporter activity; ATP hydrolysis activity
Source: RefSeq, a predicted model, not a curated record